Molecule: messenger RNA, 3390 nt
Organism: Coniosporium apollinis CBS 100218
Lineage: Eukaryota; Fungi; Ascomycota; Dothideomycetes
Exons: 4
Coding region: 1-3390 (1129 amino acids)
Biological process (GO): intracellular calcium ion homeostasis; calcium ion transmembrane transport
Cellular component (GO): plasma membrane
Molecular function (GO): ATP hydrolysis activity; P-type calcium transporter activity; ATP binding
Source: RefSeq, a predicted model, not a curated record
AUGGGCAAGGCGAAGGGCUCCGGUGCGGCCCAGCAAUACGAGAAGCAUCCAUUCCAGCUCUCGGUGGAGCAACUGGCCUCUGCACUUAACACCAACACUGAGCAGGGCCUAAGCCCGGCGGCAGCAAAGGAAGCCCAGAGGAAGUAUGGAGAGAAUAUGCUCUCCGGCCAGGAGGGCGUCAAGUGGUACUCCGUCCUCUUAAAACAAAUCAGCAAUGCCAUGAUCUUGGUCUUGGUGCUAGCAAUGGCACUCUCAUACGGCGUCCAGGAUUGGGUUGAGGGCGGCGUUAUCACCGCCGUCAUCAUACUUAACAUCUCGAUCGGAUUCUACCAGGAGUUCCAGGCCGAGAAGAAGAUGGACUCACUCCGAGCGCUAUCUUCACCAACAGCUACUGUUCUUCGUGGCGGUAACAUUGAUUCCAUUGCCUCGGCGGAGGUGGUUCCAGGAGACGUCGUCCUGUUCAAGACCGGAGAUACUAUUCCUGCAGAUGUGCGCCUUUUCGAGUCCAUGAAUCUGGAGUGCGAUGAGAAGAUUUUGACGGGCGAGGCUCAGCCUGUUGCUAAGAUCCCAGAUCAAGACUUUUCUGGCCACAACGAACUCGAAACCGGUGUCGGUGAUCGGCUGAAUAUGGUCUAUUCAUCUACAACGGUUACGAAAGGUCGCGGACGAGGGAUUUGCGUUUUCACCGGCAUGCACACGGAAAUCGGUCGUAUCGCAGAAUCAAUGCAAGGCAAGACUCGAAAGCCAAACCGGUCGAUGUCACGCAAGUACGGCAGAACUCAACCAGUCAAAGGAGCGUUGCUUCGAUCCUGGGACGCAGUCGGCAAAUUCUUGGGCUUGACGGAAGGCACGCCUCUCCAGAUCAAGCUUUCGAAGCUGGCUUACAUGCUAUUCGGAUUUGCCAUUAUUCUAGCCAUCAUCGUCUUUGGCGUAAAUCGGUUCAACAUCACCACCGAAGUUGCGGUGUACGCUAUCAGCACAGGUAUCGCCAUGAUCCCCGAGUCCCUUAUCGCCGUCCUUACCAUCACGUUCGUCACCGGCAUGACGUCUAUGCGCAAACGCAAAGUGCUCACGCGAAAGCUGAGUGCUCUCGAAGCCCUCGGCGGUAUCACCAACAUUUGCUCCGACAAGACCGGUACAUUGACGCAAGGACAAAUGGUCACAAGGAAGGCUUGGAUUCCGGGUGUCGGUAUCUACUCGGUCAACAACUCAGACGAGGCUGCCAACCCCACCCAAGGUACAAUCAGUCUUGGUGUUGCUAAGACUAAAGAGGAGGUGGCCGCUGAAAGAGAGGCAAGAAAAGAGGAACUCGAUAAGCUUCGAAGCGCGGCUGCUCUCAAGUUCGAAGAGCCCGUGGAGAAGACUCAACGUGACCAGAACAGGCGGACCGAACAAGACUUUGACGACGAGAAGACUCUGGGAGGCAGUGAAGAAGGAAACGCUCCCGAAGUUACCCCCGAGCUCGAAGCUUUCCUCCAUUCCGCUGCUCUCUGCAAUUUGGCUACCGUCCGGUAUAACGAACAAGAGAGGAAAUGGCAGACCACUGGUGAUCCAACCGAAGUUGCGCUGCAGGUCUUUGCUCACCGCUUCGGCAUGGGCAAGGCUCCACUCGAGAGAGAGCAAGGAUGGAAGCAGCUUGCUGAGUAUCCAUUCGACAGCACCGUGAAGCGUAUGUCCGUCGCCUACAAGGUUCCGAGUGAUGGCUCAACUCUCAUCUUCGUCAAAGGCGCCGUUGAACGAAUCAUCGACUUGUGCCCAAGGGUCGGUGUAGGCAAGCACGAGCUAGAUAUGACGGAAGAGGUCAAGCAAUCAAUCAACGAACAGAUGACCGUCCUUGCCGAUCAAGGAUUGCGUGUGCUCGCUAUUGCGCGCAAAACGUGGACAGGUCAAGACAUCACCGAGAAGACGGAGAUCCCUCGCGACGAAAUCGAGAGUGAUCUGACCCUCCUGGGACUUGCCGGGCUCUACGAUCCACCACGCCUCGAGACUAAGGGAGCCGUUCGUGAAUGUACCAACGCCGGUAUCCGUGUGCAUAUGCUUACCGGCGACCACCCUGGCACUGCGUCGGCCAUUGCCAAGGAGGUCGGAAUCAUUCCCAAAGACUUCAGCAUCCUUCCAAAGGAGGUUGGUGACUCGCUCGUCAGGACCGCUGCGGAAUUCGAUGGAAUGACGGACGAACAAAUCGAUCAGAUGCCGGAACUCCCGCUGGUCAUCGCCAGGUGCGCACCGCACACCAAGACGCGCAUGAUCGCCGCUCUUCAUCGCCGCCAACGCUACGCAGCCAUGACCGGUGACGGAGUGAAUGACGGGCCGUCUCUUCAAGCAGCCGACGUCGGCAUCGCUAUGGGCCUUGCCGGCUCCGACGUAGCCAAGGGAGCCUCCGACAUCGUGCUCACAGACGAUAACUUCGCGUCGAUCGUAAACGCUAUUGAAGAGGGACGACGGAUGUUUGACAACAUCCAACGCUUUGUACUCCAUCUCCUGACAUCCAACGUGGGGGAAGUUAUCCUCCUCAUCUGCGGUCUCGGCUUCCAAGACGUCAAUGGAUUCUCCGUCUUUCCGUUGUCCCCGCUCCAAAUCCUGUGGAUCAACAUGGUUACCUCAGGGUUUCCUGCGUUCGGCUUGGGGCGUGAGAAAGCCAGCUACAAUAUCAUGACACGUCCACCGCACGACAACAAGAAAGGCGUUUUCACGUGGCAGAUCAUCACAGACAUGAUCGUGUAUGGCAUGAUCAUGGGCAUCUUGACGCUGGUAACCUUCAUCAUUAUCGUCUACGGCCCCGGCGACGGCCAGCUGGGCGAGGACUGCAAUUCACAUUGGAGCGAGGGCUGCGACACCGUCUAUCGCGCCCGCUCGGCUGUCUUCGCGGAACUCACAUGGCUCAUUUUGAUCUCCGCGUGGGAGUUCAAGUCCAUCCGCCGCAGCAUGUUCAGGCUUGACCCGUACAGCGAGAGCAGGUUCCCCUUCUUCAAGGACAUCUAUGAGAACAAAUUCCUCUUCUGGUCCGUCGUCCUGGGCUCCCUCGUCGUGUUCCCCUGCAUCUACAUCCCCGGCUUCAACACCACCGUCUUUCGCCAGACGAGCAUCACGUGGGAGUGGGCCCUCUCAGUGGGUGGGGUAGUCAUCUUUGUGCUGGGCAUCGAGCUGUGGAAGCUCAUCAAGCGCAAGACUGGAUGGUUUGCGGAGGGUGAUGAGGACAAGGUUGACGGAGAUAAAAGAAGGAGCAUGGGGCUGAGUUUAAGGCAGGGCUUCUUCACCAUGUCGCGCCCUACCAGCCUGGCGAAGAAUGACAGCGGAAGCAGGAGCAUGGAGAAGAAGGAUAGCGGCCAGAGUGGCAAUAGCAGCGGAGUGGGUGGCUUGAGAAUGCCGGGCACGCAUCAGGUUGUGUAA